AUGCGCCGUGUCCCGCCCUCGCCACAGCGCGGCCACAGUCACCACCCCGACCCGCGAGGUUACAGCAAAUUACCUCAGUUCGUAUCUCGACGCGAGCGAGCGAGAGGUGGACAGGACACUCGACCUACAACACGGCAGACGCAGCACUCCGUCUUGGCCAGGGCAGCGGCACAAGCAGCACCAGCAGCAACUCUCGAGGUAACAGCUCAACCUUUCAUAACAUCCUCUUGCGUCACAUUUCAAGAGCAAGCCUUCCUAUCUCCUGGAUUAGGUAAGAGGAGCGCUCCCCCCGACUUGGUGCAUGUGUUGGUGCAGCUGUCUGCCUGCCGCCGACACCUGUACCUCGCCCCGCACACCUGUGACUUCGUGGACAGCACCAGCGCCCUCUCUAACCCCCUGCUGGUGUCUAGUGCAGGCGGCCUCAUGGUGACUAAUCCAGCCCUCUUCACCCACACCAUGCUGAGCGCUGCCCCUACACUCCUACUGGGCAACUCCCCAGUCCUCGGAAGUGAAUGGAUGGGUCGCUUGAAGGAGCUUCAGGAGCGAGGGGGCUUGGCGGCUGCGGCGGCGGCAGCGGCGGCGGCGAGCAGUGGCAGUGACAUUGACAGCCGGGAGCUGGACAACUCUCACCAAUACACCUCACGCAAUACGGGUCAGCCUGUGGCCAUGGACCUGUGUGUGGUGUGUGGUGACCGAGCCUCAGGCCGCCACUAUGGAGCCAUCAGCUGUGAAGGCUGCAAAGGCUUUUUCAAGAGGUCAAUUCGUAAACAGCUGGGAUACACGUGCCGAGGGAACAAGACUUGUGAGGUGACCAAGCACCACCGCAACAGGUGCCAGUACUGCCGCCUGCAGAAGUGUCUGGCGAUGGGCAUGCGCAGCGACUGUAAGAACGAUACUAAGGAUUUGUACAAAACAGUCCAAUCAGAGCGAAAACCAAAUAGCUUUUUGGGUGCUGGAGACCGGCAAGACAAAGAAGAAAGUCCACCCAUAACUGUCAAUCCAAUAUCUGGCUUUGAAUCCCCAACACUGGCAUCCAGCAAGACUCCAGUAGUGGGUAAGGACAUCCCCUCCCAGCCCCCAACCAGCUUAGCUGAACUGCACAUCCAAAUGGCAAAGGCCUUUGAAGGAGCUUUCAAUGUGGAAUCCAAAGAAGCAGAUUGGCACGAAACAAGUAAUGGUGAUGCGCGGCAAGAGGACGAUUCUCCUGCAGCAAAUGGAGAUGGUGAUAAACACAUGAAUGAAAAGCAAGUAAAACGGGCAAUAGAAAAUAUGGCAAAAUUCAAUGGCUCAGAGAAUGGUGAUUGCGAAGACACUGAAAGUAACAGCACAUAUGAGCUGGAUGGCCCACUACUGGCAGACAGCUUAGUACCAUUCAAUUUAACUGCCCCGUCCCCAAUGCCUGCCUACCUCAAUGUACACUACAUCUGUGAGUCAGCAUCAAGAUUGCUGUUCCUUUCCAUUCAUUGGGCAAGAAAUAUCCCCUCCUUUCAGUGCCUCAGUCAAGAGUCACAAGUGGCAUUGGUGCGAGGAUGCUGGUCCGAGCUGUUCACGCUAGGCAUGGCUCAGUGCAGCAGAAUCAUGUCCCUCAACACCAUCCUCACAGCUAUUGUAUCACAUCUCACUCAAGCUGCUGCCACAGAAAAACUCACACCUUCUAGGUUCAAGCAGGUUUCAGAGCACAUAAGUCGACUGCAAGAUUUUGUGUCAGCCAUGACUAAACUUCAGCCAGAUGAACAUGAAUAUGCCUAUUUAAAAACUAUAGUGCUCUUCCAAUAUGGUAAGAUGAUUAUAUUGGUUAUGGUCAAUUUCAGGUAUCAUUGA
Messenger RNA from Portunus trituberculatus (swimming crab), 1821 nucleotides. RefSeq names its product orphan steroid hormone receptor 2-like. The transcript is spliced from 12 exons. Lineage: Eukaryota; Metazoa; Arthropoda; Malacostraca; Decapoda; Portunidae. Gene Ontology annotation, biological process: cell differentiation; regulation of transcription by RNA polymerase II; anatomical structure development. The coding region runs from base 1 to 1821 and encodes 606 amino acids. The record is from RefSeq and is a predicted model, not a curated record. Gene Ontology annotation, molecular function: zinc ion binding; RNA polymerase II cis-regulatory region sequence-specific DNA binding; nuclear receptor activity.